Messenger RNA from Porites lobata, 450 nucleotides. The record is from the annotation of a GenBank genome assembly. NCBI's taxonomy places the organism in Eukaryota, Metazoa, Cnidaria, Anthozoa, Scleractinia, Poritidae.
AUGUCGGACCGGUUAGAAGGUUAUGAUCUCAGUAAGUUCAAACAAAACAUUUCUUUAUCAACUGAACAUUGCCUGAAUUACGUGAAACAAGAUUGUAUUGAUGGAGAUAACAUUGCUUUUACGGUUAACAUUCCGAACGAGCACCUUAGAAGUUGGCGUGACCUUCGAGAGGAGGGGGGCUUGUUGUGUCAAUUCUCCUACGUGGAAAUUUUGAAUGCCAUGAUUGAUGAAUACGGCGUUAAAAUUAAGGAAGACUGCGCAAGAAUUGAUGGUUUACUACAAAGAAGCAGCGGCACUGUCAAAAGCAACUGCCGGAAGCUCCAGGGUCGUGCCAGACUUCAGUAUCUGAGUAACAUUAGAAAAAUUGCUAUUCGUCAAGAUGAAUUAAUUAACGUGGGACUCAUAGAAGAAGAACUAAAUAUAACCAAAGAAAAUGCAAGAGGGUUACUA